Molecule: messenger RNA, 513 nt
Organism: Zasmidium cellare ATCC 36951
Lineage: Eukaryota; Fungi; Ascomycota; Dothideomycetes; Mycosphaerellales; Mycosphaerellaceae
Exons: 3
Coding region: 1-513 (170 amino acids)
Source: RefSeq, a predicted model, not a curated record
AUGGCUGUUGCUAACGAGUGUGAUCGUCAGGCACAGAAGCUGGCGCUGAUCGAAGCUCUAAACGAACAUCGCGUCAACACAUUGAGUGAGCUUCGACGAAUUGAGCGCAUCUUCGCAACCCUAGGAUCAUCAGAUUUGACGCAACCCAUGACUUCAGCCUGGAUGUACUACGUCAACUCAAACAGCCUCCUCGCCGAAAUCAGAUCUCUCACCCGGCACUACCCCUUCAGCUCCGAAUGCCUAGACGAAGCAAAACGACGAGUGCAUCAAGAUCCGGCCUCGAACCGCUCCUGGAACUACUGCUGGCUGGUCCUAGCUAAAGUCCAUACGGAUCGAAUGAUUCCCACAUAUGCCCGCGCGCAGGCCUCGCAACCGGAGAUGUGGGGUGGUCGACAACCGCAGCCUGCUCAGGUGGAUCAACUGGCUGCUGCGUUUGUCAAGGAGUGGAACUCUGCGCUGGCGCAGUUACUGCGGUACUGGGAGACGCCGCCGACUACGAGAUCCCAUGCGUGA